CUCAACCAGUACGUUCAGGCCGUGGCUCUGCCCAGCAGCUGUGCCCCCGCUGGCACCAUGUGCACCGUCUCUGGCUGGGGAAACACCAUGAGCUCCUCCGCUGACAAGAACAAGCUGCAGUGCCUGAACAUCCCCAUCCUGUCCGACAGGGACUGUGAUAACUCUUACCCCGGUCAGAUCACUGAUGCCAUGUUCUGCGCUGGAUACCUUGAGGGAGGCAAGGACUCUUGCCAGGGAGACUCUGGUGGACCCGUCGUGUGCAACGGUGAGCUGCAGGGUGUUGUGUCCUGGGGCUACGGAUGUGCUCAGAAGGACAACCCCGGUGUCUACGCCAAGGUCUGCCUCUUCAACGAUUGGCUGGAGACAACCAUGGCCAACUAUUAAGUCUGAUUCUGCGAUCACCAUCUUACUCUUCUGCCUUUCUUCCAUCAUUCUAACUCCACUGUUGUUGUUGAGUUUUGAACAAUGCGCACUCUGAGUCAAUAAAGUCCUACACCUUGACUUU
Messenger RNA from Notothenia coriiceps (black rockcod), 505 nucleotides. Its product is annotated as trypsin-2-like. The annotation marks the transcript as partial. The transcript has 4 exons. Lineage: Eukaryota; Metazoa; Chordata; Actinopteri; Perciformes; Nototheniidae. Gene Ontology annotation, biological process: proteolysis. Gene Ontology annotation, molecular function: serine-type endopeptidase activity. The record is from RefSeq and is a predicted model, not a curated record.